AUGCUCCCUGCGCUGGCCGCCGCCCUCGCCGGGCACCGCAAGCUCCGGGACUUGGCCCUCUACGCCAACGGCUUCGGGGACGCCGGGGCCGAGGCGGGGGAAUCGGAGUUCGGGGCCAUGGCCCUGGGCGCGGCGCUGCAGCAGAUGCCGCGGCUGCAGGAUCUGCGGCUCCAGCAAAACCAGAUCGGGGUCAAGGGUGCCCAGGCACUGGCCCGCGGCCUGGAGGGCACCACUGCCCUGGAGCUGCUGUGGCUUGUUCAGAACCAGAUUGGCGAUGCCGGCUGCCAGGCCUCCACGGUGGAGAGCACCGCUGCGGGGAGACGGCGCGGAUUUCCAUGCACUUUUGUAUCGCUAGCGCUGUCCAUUGACGGGUCGCAGAUGAUGAUGCACAUCUUAGGGUUCGAGUUCCAGGCGCUGGCCGCCGCCCUCGCCGGGCACCGCAAGCUCCGGGACUUGGCCCUCUACGCCAACGGCUUCGGGGACGCCGGGGCCGAGGCCCUGGCCAACGGCCUGCAGUACCACACCAGACUGGAAGAUGUGAGGCUCUUCGAGAACUCCAUUGGCGAGGUCGGCUGCAAGGCUCUGGCAAAUGUCCUGAGCAAGCAGAAGAAGCUGCGCGUGCUGAUCCUUCGCACCAAUCACCUGGGAGACGCUGGAGCUGAGGCCUUGGGCAACGCGCUGGCGCAGAUGUCCUCUCUGCAGGAGCUCAGGCUGCAGCAGAACGCCAUCACAGAUGCGGGUGCUCAGGCCUUGGCCAGAAACCUGCAGCACACCGCCCUGCGGGAGCUUUGGCUCUCUGAGAACGAGAUCGGCGACCUCGGCUGCCAGGCCUUGGCUGCGGCCAUCGAGCAGCUGCCGUUACACACAUUGCACUUGGAGAAGAACUCCAUUGGCGAGUCUGGCGCGCACGCACUGGUGAAAGGACUGCAGCACAAGUCCCUGGAAUCUGUACACAUCCAAGACAAUUGCAUCGAUGGGCCAGGCUGUGAGGCUUUGCAGCAGCUGCAGAUCAAAGAUUUGCGAUGUGAAGAUCAGCAAGACAGGUGCUGGUCGGCAUGUGUGGCGUCGGGAUGCAGUCCAUGAGACGGCUCUUCAGUCCCACAAUCAUAGUCUGUGAGACGUUCCAGCGAUUGAGGUAUCUCUUGGACGGGCAGCGUGCACAUGCAUAAAAGUGCAUUCAGCGCUUACGAGAAUUUUUCAGCAUUCUGUGGUUU
Molecule: messenger RNA, 1214 nt
Organism: Effrenium voratum
Lineage: Eukaryota; Dinophyceae; Suessiales; Symbiodiniaceae
Source: the annotation of a GenBank genome assembly